Messenger RNA from Seminavis robusta, 597 nucleotides. Lineage: Eukaryota; Bacillariophyta; Bacillariophyceae; Naviculales; Naviculaceae. The record is from the annotation of a GenBank genome assembly.
AUGCUGUGGGAAGAUCAACGUGAACGUCCCGAUGCCACACCGACCUGCGGCUGUUCUUGGCCCACGGCAACCUACAUGGGAUUGUACUGCGGAUACUGUGGUUUUCCAAAAGUGGAAGCAGCUGCUGCCACUGUUGGCGGUGAUGUCAUUCCGAACGAUUUGUACCUCCAGACACCGCAUGAAUUGGUCGCUCCAUCCGAAAAGAUGAUGAUCGAUGACGCUGCCGUUGCCACAGGAAAGCGAGGAGCCCAUGAUGCGGGUUUCGAGUCUGCGAGCAGCCCCAUUCCUCUCAAAAGAGCGAAACAGAACGAUGACUAUGCUGAUAAAUUUACUAACAACAGUGGUGAUUUCAUCCAACAACGACCGAUGAGGACGACGACGAUGAACAAGGACCUCGUGUUUAAUCGCCUUGUGCAUAUUGUGCAACCAUAUUGCUUCCGUGCGGAAGCCUGGAGCAUGCCAGCCGUCUUGGACGCAAUCUGGUAUCAAGGAUUGCACCAACAAGGCGCUCAGCAAAGGGAGUGCUUCUGCUGCCUCGGUCCCAACUGCGAAGAGCGCUGCGAGGGUGCCUCCCUGUUCCAUCCCCACAGUGAUUGA